Thamnophis sirtalis is the source of this 1262-nucleotide messenger RNA. Lineage: Eukaryota; Metazoa; Chordata; Lepidosauria; Squamata; Natricidae. The record is from RefSeq and is a predicted model, not a curated record.
AAUUCACGUUGGCUUCACACAAUUUUCUAGGAUAUAAUUUGAUUUGUUUGCUUUCAUUUAUGGCAAUUGAACCCAGUCAUAAUUAAGAAAAGCAUUGCUUAAUAUUAUGUAAAAUCACAAACAGAGUAUAGCUAUAGAAAGCUAUAGAAUAAAAUAUUUCUGUUAAACAGCUCAAGAGUUUGGCUUAGUGUUAUUGGGUAGUUCCAAAUGGUAUUUAUUUUGAUAAAAUCAAAACUAUAUUUUGAAUUAUGAUGUGAACCAGCUUGAUAAUACUGUAGGGUUUUUUUCAUGCAUGGCUUUGCUAGCCAUAAAUACUGAAAUGGCUAAUUGCUUAAUUUGGCUGUUUAAACAGGAAAUAAUUGGUUUAAAAAAAAAUCCUGUCCUGAAGACAGAAUGUGCAUUAUCAUUACUAUAUAUCUGAUUGCUAUCUCUUGAGAAUCUACUCUUUCUUCAAAUCUGCUCCACUGUCAUUAAAAAUUUUGGCUUCUGAAUCCCAUUCUGAUUCUUAAUCGAUAGAAUAAUUUCUUCAUAUCGCCUCAACAUUUCUAAAUGGAGAAUAAUUAUGAAUGAUAAUCAGGAAGAUGUUUCUGCAACUUGUGCUGAGUUCUUUUACCAUGUUGCUCAUGUUCUGUUUUGGUGUUUUUGUUUUUGUUUUGUAGGAGUUUUACGAUCUUUUUGCUCUUUGGUCCCUUCAGUCUACAGUGGCUCAUGCACUGUAACUCCAAUUUAUCGACUGUCUUCCUUUCAUAUUUCUCAGAGUCAGAUAUCCACAAGUUCUAUCAAAAAACCUUUUUUAUCUUUAGCCAGUCCUUCAUCUGGACUUUCCUUUUCUAUAACAAACAGAGUGGCACCUCUGCUUCAGAAUAUCCUUCAUCAGCAAGUAAGGACAGUCAUCAGUUUCAGCUUGCGAAAAGGAAAAAGAAAAACUGUGAAACCAGUGAUUAAGAGAUUUCUCCGGUUGCACUGUGGCCUCUGGCUAAGAAGAAGGGCUGGCUACAAGAAAAAAGUGUGGAAAAAAAAGGCUAACCGGAUGAAACGCUUGCGGGAACAUGUAUUCUGCAACAAAACACAAAGUAAGAUGCUUGAUAAAAUGACUACUUCUUUCUGGAAAAGAAGAACAUGGUACGCCAAUGAUCCCUAUCAGAAAUAUCAUGAUCGUACAAAUUUUCACUUGUGAAUUGUGAACUGCAAUUAAUCACUUUAUCCUACUUUUUUAGUAAUCAUGUAGGAAGCUUCUAUUAAAUUACUUACGUACAAUAACA